AUGUACGAGCUUUUUCUUACAACGCUCGUCGACGACGACGACAUUCAGGCGGCUUGCUCCGUCUUGGGUGGUCUCUGCGCCAUGCCCGCCUGGCAGAGCCUCCAUCGCGUCCUCUACUUCAAGGGCCCGGCCAAACCUGGCGGGAUCUCGAACCAGAACUCAAUCGUCAAAACUCCUCGAAAAGACAUCCAGACCUUGUGGAAGGACCUGCACCAACAACUGAGCCGCCAAUCUUACAUCCUCCAAGCUCGAUAUGAGGUGUUCAAGGAUAAGGACUUCGGUCCGACCGCUCCGGAAGUGGACUUCAAUGCGCGUCCUGGUACCCUCCGAUGGACUGAUUUCCCUGACCCUCCCCAGAACCGCUCAUCGGUUACUCAGCGCAAGAAGACGGAGAUCUGGGACCAGAAGAACUUGUUGUCUGUUAUGAGAGAUAACAAUUACCAGUUCAAGAGCGAAGCUGUUGAGGAGACAUUCCAGUUUUUUAGAGACGAUGUUGAGUUUUGUCUUUCAAGACACUACAUUCUUCAGAUGAACGGCGACAAUGGCCCUCUCACGCAGACGGCCCCUUGGGACACCAUGUCUCCAGCGGACCCUGGACGGCGAUGGAUGUUUCUGAUUAAGGUCCAUGUUCAUCAAGACAACAAACCCGACGAGAUCCUAAAGGCACACGAGCAACUGGCCAACAUUCGACGCGAGCUUGAAGGCGUCUUUGAUUUCAAGAUGUUCGACAGACGUAUCCACGACACUCGCGUCGCAGUCGAGAUGCGGAAUGCACCAGCACCGCUACCUCAGGUUAUGACUGUUACCGAUCAGCGGUAA
Molecule: messenger RNA, 819 nt
Organism: Colletotrichum spaethianum
Lineage: Eukaryota; Fungi; Ascomycota; Sordariomycetes; Glomerellales; Glomerellaceae
Product: mediator of RNA polymerase II transcription subunit 18
Exons: 2
Coding region: 1-819 (272 amino acids)
Biological process (GO): termination of RNA polymerase II transcription; regulation of transcription by RNA polymerase II
Cellular component (GO): mediator complex; core mediator complex
Molecular function (GO): transcription coregulator activity
Source: RefSeq, a predicted model, not a curated record